Octodon degus (degu) is the source of this 1039-nucleotide messenger RNA. RefSeq names its product small nuclear ribonucleoprotein polypeptide B2 (gene Snrpb2). Gene Ontology annotation, cellular component: U1 snRNP. The record is from RefSeq and is a predicted model, not a curated record. Gene Ontology annotation, molecular function: U1 snRNA binding. The coding region runs from base 175 to 849 and encodes 224 amino acids. NCBI's taxonomy places the organism in Eukaryota, Metazoa, Chordata, Mammalia, Rodentia, Octodontidae. The transcript is spliced from 7 exons. Gene Ontology annotation, biological process: mRNA splicing, via spliceosome.
UUUCCGUCUCGCCAUUCUUCCGAAGGCGGCGUGAACCGGGGCUGCUUUGGAGCGCUGUGUUCCUCACGGCUGGGGUUCCUGGGGCUGCAGAGCUCAGGGCAGACUGGACGCAAAGGUUAUUUGAAGCAAAUCAUCUUAUAUUUCGUGGCAACAUACAGUUUCUGUGACUAAAACAUGGAUAUCAGACCAAAUCAUACAAUUUAUAUCAACAAUAUGAAUGACAAAAUUAAAAAAGAAGAAUUGAAGCGAUCCCUGUAUGCGCUGUUUUCUCAGUUUGGGCAUGUGGUAGAUAUUGUGGCUUUAAAGACGAUGAAGAUGCGAGGCCAGGCCUUUGUUAUAUUUAAAGAACUGGGCUCAUCCACAAAUGCCUUAAGACAGUUGCAAGGAUUCCCAUUUUAUGGUAAACCAAUGCGAAUCCAGUAUGCAAAAACAGACUCUGAUAUAAUAUCUAAAAUGCGUGGCACUUUUGCUGACAAGGAAAAGAAGAAAGAAAAGAAAAAAGCCAAAACUGUAGAACAGACUGCAACAACUGCAAACAAAAAACCUGGGCAGGGAACAUCAACAGCUAAUACCCAAGGAAAUGCAGCACCAAAUCCUCAGGUCCCUGAUUACCCUCCAAACUAUAUUUUGUUCCUUAAUAACUUACCAGAAGAGACCAACGAGAUGAUGUUGUCCAUGCUGUUUAAUCAGUUCCCUGGUUUUAAGGAAGUACGUCUUGUACCUGGAAGGCAUGACAUUGCUUUUGUGGAAUUCGAAAAUGAUGGGCAGGCUGGAGCUGCCAGGGAUGCAUUACAAGGAUUUAAGAUUACACCAUCCCAUGCAAUGAAGAUCACCUACGCCAAGAAAUAACCUCAGGAUGGGCAUCUUUACGGGACUUGGUGUUAUUUAUGCUUUUGUUUUGAUAAUGUGGUCAGGCCAUUUUAAUGGUUGUAGACAGUGGGGAAGUAAAAGUGAAAUUUUUCAUCUAGUCUUUAGCCUUAGUGAGCUGUGUAAUAUGAAGGCCUUAAUUUUGUACAAUAAACUUUUAUUUGUAUUCUAA